AUGUCAUCGCCAACCGAGAAUGCCAUGAGUUCCCUGCGCGGAGCACCAGAGGGUGAUGGGCCUGAUGCCGUGGGAACAGCAACAGCAACAGCAACAACAACAACAACAGCAACAGCAACAACAACAGCAACAGCAACAACAACAGCAACAGUCGACAGCCCUCCCACGGAGGAAGCAACAGCACAUCAAGGAAGCGGGGAGCAGGAGGCGACUCAUGAGGACGAGGGAAUAAUCGAAGUAGAGGAUGAGGGUAAUGAUAGUGGUUAUGAUACCACCGGUACGUCUUGUCAGACAUCGUUGAACUCAUCUGUGUUUUUGUUCAACCAUGAACAUGGCCACCGAUAUCAUCGCAAAACGGACGCACUCCUACCAAAUGAUGAAAAGGAACAAGAGCGCCUCGAUUUGCAACAUGAAAUCUUCCGGUUGUUGCUGGAGGGGGAGCUUUGCAGUACCCCAAUCGAAGAAACUGGUUGGAAGAUCCUAGAUAUUGGGACCGGGACUGGAAUCUGGCCGAUUGAUGUUGGGGACGCGCAUCCAUCGGCGACUAUCUUCGGGAUUGACGAGUCUCCUAUCCAACCGACUUGGGUGCCCCCGAAUGUUCAGUUCGAGAUCGACGAUGUUAACAAGCCAUGGCUCCAAAAGCCCAACUCCAUCGACUUUGUGCAUGUCCGGACAAUGGCUGGUUGUAUCGCUGACUGGCCAACGAUGCUGCGAGAAGCCUACAAAGUACUGAAGCCUGGCGGUCGCAUCGAAGUCGCCGACAUUGUGUGGAACUUCGACUGCCAAGAUGGCUCUCUUCUCCCAGAUUCCAAGGCAAAGUACUGGGCAGAUACCUUCCAUGUCCUAGCACAAUCCCAUUUCCACGUUGAUUUUGCACCUUCCCCCAGUAUGGCGGGUUGGCUAGCGGACGCCGGGUUUGAAGUCGAAGAUCCUUUGAUCAAGGUGGUACCAGUCGGUCCGUGGCCGAAGAACCGCAAGCUCAAGGAGAUAGGUCACUAUUUUUUGGCUCAGAUGCUUGAGGGUGGCAUGGAGAAUUACUCGAUGAUGUUGUUUACAAAGGCUGGGUGGGACCCAAUUGAGGUCCACGCCCUCCUUGGGCAUGUUAGGAAAGAGAUUACGAAUCCUGCGAUCCAUGCUUUCACUAGAGCGUGGUUUCUUAGGGGAACCAAACCGAUGCCAGGAGGCACAUGA
Molecule: messenger RNA, 1191 nt
Organism: Venustampulla echinocandica
Lineage: Eukaryota; Fungi; Ascomycota; Leotiomycetes; Helotiales; Pleuroascaceae
Exons: 6
Coding region: 1-1191 (396 amino acids)
Molecular function (GO): methyltransferase activity
Source: RefSeq, a predicted model, not a curated record